Molecule: messenger RNA, 7121 nt
Organism: Talpa occidentalis (Iberian mole)
Lineage: Eukaryota; Metazoa; Chordata; Mammalia; Eulipotyphla; Talpidae
Gene: DSTYK
Product: dual serine/threonine and tyrosine protein kinase
Exons: 13
Coding region: 1-2778 (925 amino acids)
Biological process (GO): protein phosphorylation
Molecular function (GO): ATP binding; protein kinase activity
Source: RefSeq, a predicted model, not a curated record
AUGGAGGGCGAGGGGGUGCCGUGGGCCAGCGAGCCCGUGUCGGGCCCCGGCCCGGGAGGCGGCGGAAUGAUCCGGGAGCUGUGCCGGGGCUUCGGCCGCUACCGCCGCUACCUGGCCCGGCUGCGGCAGAACCUGCGCGAGACCCAGAAGUUCUUCCGCGACAUCAAGUGCUCCCACGGCCGCGGCAGCCCCCCCGCCCCCGCGGGCGGCAGCGGGGCCGAGCCGGGCCCUGCCGGCGACGUCGCGGAGGCGGGCCUGCUGAGCUGCAUUUCCUUCCCACCUAAGGAAGAAAAGUACCUCCAGCAGAUGGUGGACUGCCUCCCCUGCAUCUUAAUCCUCGGCCAGGACUGUAAUGUCAAGUGCCAGAUGUUGAACCUGCUCUUGGGGGUGCAGGUGCUUCCUACCAACAAGUUGGCCAUUGAGGAGAGCUGUAAGCUCCGCCGCCUCCGCUUCACCUAUGGGACUCAGACUCGCGUCAGCCUGGCACUCCCUGGCCAGUAUGAACUAGUGCACACGUUGGUUGCUCACCAGGGCAACUGGGAGACCAUACCUGAGGAGGACCUGGAGGUCCAGGAGGACAGUGAGGAUGCGGCCCAUGUCUUAGCCGAACUGGAGGUGACGAUGCACCACGCCCUCUUACAGGAAGUGGACAUUGUGGUGGCGCCGUGCCAAGGCCUCCGGCCCACAGUGGAUGUUCUGAGUGACUUGGUGAAUGAUUUCUUGCCUGUGAUAACCUAUGCACUCCACAAAGAUGAACUCUCUGAGAGGGAUGAGCAGGAGCUUCAGGAAAUUCGAAAGUAUUUCUCCUUUCCCGUGUUCUUUUUCAAAGUGCCAAAGCUGGGCUCAGAGAUAAUUGACUCCUCCCCCAGAAGAACGGAGAAUGAACGGUCACCACUUCAUCACCAACUCAUUGACCUGGGCUAUCUGAGCAGUGGUCACUGUAACUGUGGGACCCCCAGCCAGGACGCAAAAGCUCAGAGCAUGCUGGUGGAGCAGACUGAGAAGCUGAGACACCUGAGCACGUUUUCUCACCAGGUGCUACAGACUCGCCUGGUGGAGGCAGCUGAGGCCUUGAACCUGGUGCACUGCUGCUGCCUGGACAUCUUUAUCAACCAGGCCUUUGACAUGCAGCGGGACCUGCAAAUUACCCCCAAACGUUUGGAAUAUACACGAAAAAAGGAGAAUGAGUUGUAUGAAUCCCUGAUGAAUAUUGCCAACCGAAAGCAAGAGGAAAUGAAAGACAUGAUCGUUGAGACACUUAACACUAUGAAGGAGGAACUUCUGGAUGAAGCUGCCAACAUGGAGUUUAAAGAUGUCAUCGUGCCUGAGAAUGGAGAACCAGUAUGCACCAGAGAGAUCAAAUGCUGCAUCAGACAGAUCCAGGAACUCAUCAUCUCUCAGCUUAAUCAGGCUGUGGCCAACAAGCUGAUCAGCUCAGUGGAUUACCUGCGUGAGAGCUUUGUUGGUACCCUGGAACGGUGUCUGCAGAGCCUGGAAAAAUCUCAGGAUGUCUCGGUUCACAUCACCAGUAAUUAUCUCAAACAGAUCUUAAAUGCCGCUUACCAUGUUGAAGUGACAUUUCACUCAGGGUCCUCGGUCACUAGGAUGCUGUGGGAGCAAAUCAAACAGAUCAUCCAGCGCAUCACAUGGGUGAGCCCACCCGCCAUUACUACAGAGUGGAAGAGGAGGGUGGCCCAGGAAGCCAUUGAGAGCCUCAGUGCCUCCAAGCUGGCGAAGAGCAUUUGCAGCCAGUUCCGGACUCGGCUCAAUAGUUCCCAUGAGGCUUUUGCAGCCUCCUUGAGGCAGUUGGAAGCUGGUCACUCGGGCCGGCUGGAGAAAACUGAAGAUCUGUGGCUGAAGGUUCGGAAAGAUCACGCCCCGCGCCUGGCCCGCCUGUCUCUGGAAAGUCGUUCUUUACAGGACGUCUUGCUGCAUCGUAAACCCAAGCUGGGACAGGAACUGGGCCGAGGCCAGUACGGUGUGGUGUAUCUAUGUGACAACUGGGCAGGACACUUCCCUUGUGCCCUUAAAUCCGUUGUCCCUUCAGAUGAGAAGCACUGGAAUGACCUGGCAUUGGAGUUUCACUAUAUGAGGUCUCUGCCGAAGCAUGAGCGCCUGGUGGACUUGCAUGGAUCCGUCAUCGACUACAGCUAUGGUGGGGGCUCCAGUGUGGCCGUGCUGCUCAUCAUGGAGCGGCUGCACCGGGACCUCUACACGGGGCUGAAGGCUGGCCUGACCCUGGAGAAACGUUUACAAAUAGCCCUAGAUGUGGUGGAAGGAGUCCGUUUCCUGCACAGCCAGGGGCUUGUCCAUCGUGAUAUCAAACUGAAGAAUGUGCUGCUGGACAAGCAGAACCGGGCCAAGAUCACUGACUUGGGAUUCUGCAAGCCAGAGGCCAUGAUAUCAGGCAGCAUCGUGGGGACGCCAAUCCACAUGGCCCCUGAACUUUUCACAGGGAAGUAUGAUAACUCCGUGGAUGUCUACGCUUUCGGCAUUCUUUUCUGGUAUAUCUGCUCAGGCUCCGUCAAGCUCCCUGAGGCAUUUGAGAGGUGUGCCAGCAAAGACCAUCUCUGGAACAAUGUGCGGAGAGGGGCCCGUCCAGAACGUCUUCCUGUGUUUGAUGAGGAAUGCUGGCAGUUGAUGGAAGCCUGUUGGGAUGGUGACCCUUCUCAGAGACCUCUUUUGGGCAUUGUCCAGCCCAUGCUCCAAGGCAUCAUGGACCGGCUAUGCAAGUCAAAAUUUGAGCAGCCAAACAGAGGACUAGAUGACUCUACUUGAAAGCCAAUACCUUUUAAUUUCAUACUCUUAUUUCUUUCCUUUCCCUCACCUUUUGGCUGUGAGGAGAACUUGACAUUAUUCAUUACAGUGAGCUCUCAAGGGAGCUGUUGGCUGGGCAGCGUGAGACUUUCCCAGGCAGAGCUGUCUUGGGAUGGCUGUUUGAGCAUAUUCAACAGUUCACUACCCCCACCUCCCCAGCUGUCCCUGCAGCACAUUGUCGAGGGCACAUGUAACAGCUGGAGAACGCAGUGCUCUGGCUUUGGAACUGAAAAGAGGGUCCACGCUACCAUGGUCCACUCUGCUCACGGCCGAGUGGGACACCGCAAUGCAAUAGUAUUAAAAGCUAUCAUUUUCAUAAUUUUGACUCUAGUUAGGUAUAGUUUGGUUCUACCGAAUCGUCAGCACCCUUAGAAAAUUUGAGCUUGGUUCUGGGAUUGUUGGGACAUAGGAACAAAAAAAAAACUUGCGGAUGCCUUGUUCCAGCCACCUACACCCAGAUUUCAGGUUGCAAAGGUCAGAGGUCCCCAUGAGGGAGCCAGAAACAAAGCAUGUGCUCUGUACGUGCCAGUGAGUUUACAUAUAUAGAACCACAAAACCUGAUUUUGGGGGGAGGAUUUCACAGUUAAAUUUCCUAGAUGCCACAAGGAAAAAAAUGAACUCUGCAAAUGUGUGAGCACACUAGUGGAUUUUGAGUUACUACUAACCCUUGGACUAGGUUGUUCUUCUCCCCUGGGGUUUUGAAAAAAAAUUUUUUUAAUCUCAAGAUGGGUAAGCACCAAUUAACAUGGUACUUAGGAGUGUCAGAUAAAACUGACCCAGUGUGAAGUAUUUGUUUGGAGCCUCCAGACAAAACCCACUAGGAGGACACUAGUUUGUUUUUUAAACCUAAAAGGUAUCAGAAACUUCUUUCUGUGUUCUAACAACACUGAUAUUUUUAAAACUUAUCAAUGAGAUUUUUAACCAAGAUUUCUUCUGCAAUUUGUCCCAUCUUUUUAUCUUAUCUGAAGUAUCUUAUUAGGGAGAAAAAAACAGAACCAGAUGAGAACACUCUUUGUAGUUGUGUGUGUACUCUCACUGUGUGUGAGUGGGGAGGUUUCCCUUCCUGGCACCUAGGAAGGGGGAUUGUGGUCAUCAGGAGAGUUUGUCAUGAAAUGUCUAUUAGAAGAAAAACUGCAGACAAAAGAAGGGAAACGAACAUUGGUACUUCUCAGAUCUUGGCUUCAAACUUCCCUCAAUCAAAAUGGUCUAUUAGAUUUAGAAAAACAAGUGGGGAAGGAACAGACACAAGUGGGGAACGAACAGACAGUGGAAGUGAGCGGCCUCUGUCCACCGCCUGUGGCCUGGCCCUUCGUGUGUGAAGCAGGUCCCUGAGUAGGCAUGCGCUGAUGGGCAGAUUUGCUGCUGAAAUUUUCUAGGGCUGUUUGUGACAGAAUCGCCAUUCUUAGCUAUUACCAGGGUAUAAUUGGAGUCUAUAAGAACAUUUGCAUGUGACUUUCCAAGUUUCAUUUCAACUCUUUGACUAUCCUGGGGUCUGAUAUGAUACAUUUGAACACAGUUGCCCCCCUCAGCACUUGCAGCUCCACACAGUGCACAUGAUAAAGUGUGCACAUGAUAAAGUGACCCCGUUUGUUUGGGUUCUACAGGCUCCAGCCCUAUUUUGGUGGAAUGUUCAGUAUCUCUUAGAAGUUUGAAAACCUACUUAGCUAUACCUUGAGUCACUCUGUUCUUGUCAGCAUUAGCUCAUUGUCCUUUUAGGGACCCUGAUGGAGCUUCCAGAAGGCCAAACUUGAAGACAAAAAAGGAGAGAUGAGUAGUGUAAGUCUGUUCUGUAUGAAAUUUAGAAAAAGGUCUUAUGUAGUGUCCUUUUCCAGAUGUCUUCUAACCUCACCAUGCACAGGAGCCUGCGUGCUCAUCAUGGAGACCAUAUUCUUACCAUUUUGCAAAGUGCUAACUUCUGUACUCACUCCACUGGGAGGUUUUCAGAGUUCUUUUUCCGUUCAUCCCUGUAGCUGCUUCUGCUCUCAGACACCAGUUUCCUAGCAGAUUACCUACAUUUUUUUGCCUGUUGGUAGGGUAGAAGAGAGGGACCCAUUCUAAGAAAAGAGAAGUAGUCAUAUUCCAGUUCGUUUUAAAAAAAGUAUUCUGAGAAAAGGUGCAAAAUAUCCCUGAAGGUCUACGGGCCAGCCAAAGUCUACAAACUGGUAUUUGGAGGUGUUAUUUAAACACUCAGCGGGCUGAGUGCAGGAAUGUCUGUAUAGUGUGCGUAUACUCUGCUUUUGUUUUAUAACGUCAGCUAAUUUGGAAUCUUUGUUCCUCGGCACCCAUUAUCAGUAAAGAGAUGGAAUGCCAGGAGACGUACUGUAUUGUACCUUACUUGGGAAUACACUGGGUAUUCAGAGAAGUCAGGUAGCACUUGGGCUGCAGAGGACUUGGCAUGGCCAAAGGCCUGCAGGUCUAGCUUUGGUGGUAGCUCCCAACCUGUGAGGUGACUGUGGCUGGGGGAGGAAGAAGGAACGAAUGAAAGAAUUAGCCUUGCUGUGCUCUAUCCUUCUCAGCUACUUACUUAGUACCGCUUAGCCCCACCCUGAACACGAGCACCUGGCCGUUUUUAAUGUUCUCAAAGUCAAGUUACUUACUUUACUUCAGAACUGAAUGGUGACGAAUCUUUCUGCCGGGCAGUGAGGAGAAAUGCUGGGGGCCCGGCACAGUGGCUGACCCUGUGGCCAGGCAGCUAGCAGCAGGUCAGCGUGGGUGGGGUCUCCACAGAUGCCCUAGUUCCCUUCAUCCUCUGCAGAGGGGUUCAGGGGCUGACUGGAAGGAGACUGUACUCGUCUUCCCCAGACCAAAGAGAGUCAGCGGCUCCAUCGAUUUCAAGGGGGCAGACGCCAGACUGCAGCCUCCUCAUUUUUAACACUACAUUUCAAGGAAAGAGAGGAGGAAAGGAUACAUUCCUGCCACAGAAUUGGGGGGAUGGUCGGGCUCCCACCGUUGGCAGUCAGCUCAGAUGCAUUUUUGUGUCUCUGCUAGAGCUACCAAAGGGAGGCUGGGCAAGUUCCCUGAGGAGAGAAGUGGCUUGGGGAAUGGGGUGGCAGGACCUCGGAGUGUGAGCUGCACUGAGUGACACUUUAUUUCUCGGAUUUAGCACUGAGAAGCUGAGGGGACGUGGUGAUUGUAGUAGCACUUUGAGGAAUAGAGGCCCCUUCUGCCCUUGCCUGGACGAGGUGGUGUGCUUGGUGUCCCGACUGGCUGAUCAGGGACCCUUUGUCCUCACUCUGUCAGAGCAGGGUAAGCAGGACAGAGUGGCAAGAGCUUGUUGCCAGAAGAGUAGCUGUUUUCAUUGAGUUUUCAAAACUUGAUUUUUGGGGUUUGCUGGAUCAAAUAACCAACCUUUUCUUUAAAAGGAAAAAAAACCAGAGUAUCCUUCUAAAUAUGAGAUGUUAUUUAAAUUAGAGUUUUAAAAACCUGGAUAGGGCUAGUGUGAUGUUAAAGUGGGUAAGAAGAGAAACCUUGAGAAACUAGUAUAGUGGGUAGUCACUUCGUUGCAGCCAUGCCAGUGUUAUUCACGGGCCCACCUGCCCUCUUAAGUCCUUUCACUCACUAGUCACAGUCUCCAGGAGCCGUGAUGGCGCUGAGUGAGGAUUUACUGUAUGGCAACCUCCCUUGGGGGUUAACUAGCACUACUGUUCUUAAAAGGGCUUUAUUUCUCACUUCAUCCACUUUGUUAAUGUCCAGUCCAACUGAGGUGACUGCAGAGACCGUGAGCGCCCUGUGUGGCGAGGCAACUUAUUCAGAUGAUCGAAAGGAAAAUUGGUUUGAUCCACUCAUUGUCUUUCGUCUUUAUGUAAUGUUCUUUUGUUUGUUUUAAAGAACUAAUGUUUAUUACAGUGUUAAAUCACAGUUACCAUACUAAGUGUGUAGAAUAAAAGUGCAAUAACACGAGAAAAUUACGUUGGCACAAACUUAGGUCCUUACACUCCUCCUUCUUGUGCUUUCUGGCUUUCCCCAUAAUAUUGUUACAGCAGGCCCCUGUCAAUUGUGUGUAUUUUUAAUAGAUACAGCUAUGGGUUAAAUCUCCAUUUAGCAUAAUUUUGAAUGCUUGGAUUUGGUUUUAUAAGAGUAUUCUGUAUACUUGUUGGGAUGCACAAAUACCAGACAUGCUGUAUAAUAAAGAUUCCGUUGACGUUUUAGGUUUAAAUCUGCUUGGCUUUUCUUUUUCCUGACCUCACUUCCGGUGUUAACAGGACGCUCCUUCCAACCCUUUUCCACUGGGGCCUCUGCGGGCAGAUGACUUUCAGUUUGCCUGAGGAAAAGUUGAUGGAACGUGGAACCCUCCUGUGGGGCUU